UGCUGGCUCCGUGUUUCCGGGUGGGAAGGUUUUACAGAGCGGACUCCCUGCAGAAGGAAAGCGUUGCCAUGGCUGCGGGAGGCGAGCUGCAGGGCUGAUGGUACUCCUGGCAGCCCUGGGGCGGUCAGUGGCCUGGGGGCAGGAGGAAGGUGCAAUGACCUGCUGUUUCACACAAACAAGGGAGAUCUGUCAAAUGAUCCAGUUCUUUUUUCAUCCCCUCAGGAUGCUAUGAAGAUGAGUGACUGUAAGAGAUUCAUGGAAAUGUUCGUUUAACAGGAUCACUGUCUAAAACAAGUUAAUCUGUAUGUGAUGAGCUAAAACAGAUAUUCCUUAGUACUUUGUCCCCUGCUGGAAGUACUCAUUAUUAGCCUCUAAAAGAACGUUUUGCCUUUCUGGCAUUGAAUCCAUAUAGUGCCAUCUCCGAGUCUACCUUCAACAGCGCAAUGAGCGGUGGACGUCUCCCGUUAGCUGAGAAGGCUUUGUCUGAAGGAUAUGCCAGAUUGAGGUACAGAGACACUUCGCUUCUCAUCUGGCAACAGCAACAACAGAAGUUGGAGAGCGCCCCUCCUGGUACAUAUCUGAACCGCAGCCAGAGCAUGUGGUACUCGCAGUACGGGAACCAGUCCAUAUUAGUCCGGGACAAAAACACACUCAGUAUUUCAAGAGACACCGGCCAGUCUAAGUUUUGCACAGUAAUGUGAUUUUUAGUGUUCUAUUCAACAGUUACGCACAUAUAGCUGUUUCAGCAGUGUAGUAUGCCAAAUUGUAUUGUAUGUUCUGUAAAUCUCCUAUGAGCUGCAUGUUAGGAUAUGAUUUUCCACAGUAUUUUAUAAGGUUGUGACGUUUUAUGAGUGCACCAUACAUUUUUUUGCAGUUGGUCUAUAUACCAUGACACACUUAAAGGGAAAAGGUUUGAGGAUCUUAAUUUAUAUUAUUUUAUAGAUUGCUUAAAUUAUUAUUCACCAUUUAAACAUUUUUUUUUUUUUUAAAAAUUAAAAAGACUCUGCGUAGAUCUGAUCCAUCAUUAUUUAUGCCUCUGUUUGCAUUGAAAAUACACCUGAAGGUUUCAGUGCACAUAAACAAAUAUUGGGAUACUUUGACAGAGUUGUGGUUGCGCCAUUAUAGGUACAAUAUAAGACACAAUCUAGGCAUCACCACCUCUGUAGUUAUAAUGGUGCUAUUAGGCUGUGGGUGCCAUCCCGCAGUUAAAUAUAUGCAUCUGGAUUGGGAGCGUUCAAUGUAUCCAUGCAAAACGUGGAGAAUCUAGACGUCAGUAUGCAAUCUUUGCAGGACCAAACCCAGGAUGCCACACUAGUGGCUGUCUAACAUUCACUAGAGGUGGUGUUAUAGAGCAGUGUACAAUCUGCACUCCUUCCCCCUCUCCCUUAUUUUUAUCAGCAGAGGCCACAUGUAACAUUAAGCUGUAGUGUUCCUGAUGACUAGUGUCUCUCUUUAAAGAGCUG
Pelobates fuscus (common spadefoot toad) is the source of this 1463-nucleotide messenger RNA. It is a transcript of the gene BRD3OS, whose product is annotated as BRD3 opposite strand. NCBI's taxonomy places the organism in Eukaryota, Metazoa, Chordata, Amphibia, Anura, Pelobatidae. The record is from RefSeq and is a predicted model, not a curated record. The transcript is spliced from 2 exons. The coding region runs from base 444 to 701 and encodes 85 amino acids.